AUGGACAUGGACGUCCCUAAACGCAAACCUUUACCUCUACCCAAGGACGAGGAGAAUGCGACAACGACAGCGACUUCUCCGCCUCCGCCUCCGCCUACGGGGCCGGGAGCCCCGUCGCCAGGCUCAGGCCCGCAAUGGUGGCAGAACGGGACCCGGCGGUGGUUCGCGCUGUCACAGCGCAAACGGACGAUUAUUGUCGUGGCCUUCUUUGGGUGUUUGGCGCUGAUUGCGCUGGUUUUUGGACUUGCUGUUGGGUUGACGAGGAGGGGGAGUGGACAUGCAAACCUCCCUCUCCCGACCGCCCACGGCGGCCCCUACAAAGGCGACCUGACCUACUACGACCCGGCACUGGGAUCCUGCGGCAUCACCAGUUCCAGCUCGGACAUGAUAUGCGCGGUCUCGCAUAAAUUGUUCGAUGCGGCGUCGACGGGCUCGAAUCCGAAUGCGAAUCCCCUGUGCGGACUGAAGUUGAGAGUUAAACGGGGGGAGAGUAGUGUUGAUGUGAUGGUUGUGGAUCGGUGCGUUGGAUGCGAGGCCACCGACCUGGACGUUUCUUCGGCGGUGUUUAAACGGCUCGCGGACAUGGAUCUCGGUCGCGUGUUGAUUGAAUGGGCGUGGUUGGAUGAGGCGCCGGUUGACAAGACGCUGUGA
Molecule: messenger RNA, 651 nt
Organism: Aspergillus melleus
Lineage: Eukaryota; Fungi; Ascomycota; Eurotiomycetes; Eurotiales; Aspergillaceae
Product: RlpA-like double-psi beta-barrel domain-containing protein
Exons: 3
Coding region: 1-651 (216 amino acids)
Source: RefSeq, a predicted model, not a curated record